CAUUCAGCCGAUGAAAUUCGUGCUAUACAACGUUAUCAUUAUACCAUAGAAUCGUCUCUAAGUGUGCUUUGGUUCUUUGGUGUCGGCAUGUUUAUCGGCUUGAUUGCGACUCUUCCUGUUUAUACGAAUCAAAAGUUGCCCUUUCAUGCGAUAUUUCCAUUCGGUUGGCAUGAUCCCGAUAGACAUCCUUAUGCUCACGCUGCUGUCUAUGUGUGGCAAAUUUUUGCAUUGAUUAACAAUAUGUACGCAUUGCUCUUCUUAGAUUUGUUGAGUGUACACAUAUUUUUCCAGCUGGCUGCCAACAUGAAGAUCCUGUGUGUGGAGCUGCGUUGCAUGUCCAAGCUCCAUCGUCACGAUGUGCCACACUUUCGUGCCGAGCUGCGACGAAUUUGCAUAUUUCACCAGAAGAUCCUUGGCCUUGUGGAGCUCACCAACGAAGUAUUCUAUGGACCCAUGAUCAUGCAGAUGAUCGUGUCCUUUUUCUUGAUCUCCUUGUCCACAUUUAUCUCGCUGGUGGCUCGUCAUGAUCCCUCAGUGGCCGCAAGAUUCAUGCUCUUUAUGGUGCUCAGCUUUUUGCAUCUAUCCUACUGGUGCAUCGCUGGCAACAUGGUCAACGAACACGCAUUCAAUGUGGCAGGAGCUGCCUUUGAUGCCUACGAAUGGUCGCCACCUGUGCCGGAGAUUCAGCGUGAUAUCGCUUUCAUAAUACGACGGGCACAGAAAUCACUCUCAAUGGGUGCAGCUCCUUUUCCGCCCUUAAAUCUCACUAGUUACAUGGCUAUACUUAAGCAAUGCUACAGCAUACUCACAUUGAUGUUGGAGAGCCUGGAUUAAAUACUCUUGAAAACACUUAACAACGUAUUUGAAAUGCACCUGCUUAAUAUUAUUCUUGUUGCACAUAAUACUCAAUAAAAUA
This is a messenger RNA of Drosophila nasuta, 916 nucleotides long. RefSeq names its product odorant receptor 47b-like. The record is from RefSeq and is a predicted model, not a curated record. Gene Ontology annotation, molecular function: odorant binding; olfactory receptor activity. Gene Ontology annotation, cellular component: plasma membrane. Gene Ontology annotation, biological process: detection of chemical stimulus involved in sensory perception of smell; sensory perception of smell. The coding region runs from base 88 to 834 and encodes 248 amino acids. NCBI's taxonomy places the organism in Eukaryota, Metazoa, Arthropoda, Insecta, Diptera, Drosophilidae. The transcript is spliced from 3 exons.